Messenger RNA from Kazachstania africana CBS 2517, 675 nucleotides. It is a transcript of the gene OCA6, whose product is annotated as protein-tyrosine-phosphatase. Bases 1 to 675 code for a protein of 224 amino acids. Lineage: Eukaryota; Fungi; Ascomycota; Saccharomycetes; Saccharomycetales; Saccharomycetaceae. Gene Ontology annotation, molecular function: phosphatase activity. Gene Ontology annotation, biological process: protein dephosphorylation. The transcript has a single exon. The record is from RefSeq and is a predicted model, not a curated record.
AUGUCCUUAGUAACGCCUCUACAGUUCAAUACAGUGCAGCCCAACCUAUACCGAGGGUCUUAUCCUAGAGAGAUUAACCUAUCUUUUUUCAAGACACUCAGGUUGAAGAAUAUACUCUCACUUACACCAGAACCAUUAGAUGAUACUAUAUCACAGUUUUGUAAAGAUAACAAUAUACAGAUGAAACAUGUUGAAUGUAAUACAAAAGCUCCUGGUGACAAAAGUAAGAAAGUCAAGAGGAAAAAGAAACAGGUACCGAUUGAAUACGAUGUCGUUAUUGAAUGCAUUAAAUUCAUUGUUGAUAAAAGAAAUUAUCCAAUAUACAUACAUUGUAGCAAUGGUGAGCUUAUAAGCUCAUUGGUUAUUGCCUGUGUCAGAAAGUUUUCCUUUUGGAGCACCGUUUCGAUACUUAAUGAAUUUUUGAUCUACAAUUCAAGUAUUAACGUCUAUGAGAGGAAUUUCAUUGAAAAUUUCAAUGCUGAAAUUGAAAUUGAUGGCUUGAAGAUAAACGAUAAAGUUCCAUGGAUAACGGGAAGGUUCGUUACCACUAACGAAAAGAGAGAACAGAGAUAUUCUACAAAGAAAGAAGCUGAAAGUGCAAAGGAACCAACCGCGACUAAAGUGAGCAGUAAUAUCCCCAGUUCCUUGCCAAAACUAAAGUUCCAUAGCUUUUAA